Molecule: messenger RNA, 141 nt
Organism: Suncus etruscus (white-toothed pygmy shrew)
Lineage: Eukaryota; Metazoa; Chordata; Mammalia; Eulipotyphla; Soricidae
Gene: MRLN
Product: myoregulin
Exons: 1
Coding region: 1-141 (46 amino acids)
Source: RefSeq, a predicted model, not a curated record
AUGACGUGUAAAAACUGGAUAUUAAUUUCCACUACUGCCCCCACAAGUAUGGAGGAUGAAAUUGUGGGAAGACUACUCAAAAUUUUGUUUGUUAUCUUUGUUGAUUUAAUGACUAUUAUGUAUGUUGUUAUAACUUCGUAG